This is a messenger RNA of Cyclocybe aegerita, 2313 nucleotides long. The record is from the annotation of a GenBank genome assembly. NCBI's taxonomy places the organism in Eukaryota, Fungi, Basidiomycota, Agaricomycetes, Agaricales, Hemipholiotaceae.
AUGUCUUACGCUGAUCAGCCCUCGUCGCCCGGCAUGUCGUCGCCCCGUCGACUGACCAACAGGAACACCAACCGGUACAGCGUUACCGCCCUGUUUAGUAUGGCGGCGGAGCAGGAUGUUGAGGUUGAGGAUGAGUUGGCACGAGCCCAGAAACGCCUUCGCGAUCUCAAGGGCAAGAUCUCUGCGCAGUCGAAGAAGAAUUUCGUUCUCGAGCGAGAUGUGCGGUACCUUGACUCCCGUAUCGCUCUUCUCAUCCAGAAUCGAAUGGCAUUAGACGAACAACGAGAGGUGGAACGAACCCUUGAAGAGGUUGAUCCGACAGAAGGCCAUUAUCCCGACGACCGAAAACUCCAGCAGUACUCCAACUUGUUUUUCCUUCUCCAGUCGGAGCCACGGCAUAUUGCGGCACUAUGUCGUCUCGUCUCACUCUCCGAAAUUGACACCCUCCUCCAAACUGUUAUGUUUACCCUUUACGGUAACCAGUACGAAAGCAGAGAAGAGCACCUUCUCCUCACGAUGUUCCAGAGCGUACUUUCCGCUCAAUUCGAAACCGCCACCGAAUUCGGCUCCCUGCUUCGCGCCAAUACCCCUGUUUCUCGCAUGAUGACGACUUAUACCCGCCGUGGCCCUGGACAAAGUUAUCUCAAGAGCGUGCUCGCCGAACGUAUCAAUAGUUUGAUUGAACACAAGGACCUCAAUCUCGAAAUUAAUCCCGUGAAGGUGUAUGAACAAAUGAUAAAUCAAAUUGAAGAAGAAACGGGCUCUCUGCCGCCCAAUCUACCCAGAGGAGUCGCUCCGGAAGUGGCUGCAGAGAAUCCUGAUGUCCAGGCCAUUAUUGCACCUCGUUUGACAAUGCUCAUGGAAAUUGCCAACAGUUUCUUGUUGACCAUCAUCGAGAGUAUGGAGAGCGUGCCUUACGGAAUUCGGUGGAUUUGUAAACAGAUUCGCAGUUUGACACGACGCAAAUAUCCUGAAGCUACUGACUACGCCAUCUGUUCACUCAUCGGCGGUUUCUUCUUCCUGCGGUUCAUCAACCCAGCAAUUGUCACACCUCAAGCAUACAUGCUUGUUGAGGGUGUUCCCGCGAAGCACCCUCGUCGAACACUUACGCUCAUCGCGAAAAUGUUGCAAAAUCUAGCAAACAAGCCUUCUUACGCCAAGGAGGCCUACAUGAUGACUCUCAACCCCUUCGUUGAAAAUAACAAGGCUCGCAUCAACCAGUUCCUCAACAACUUGUGUGAAGUCGGGGAUUUCUAUGAUACUCUUGAGAUGGAUCAAUACAUGGCCUUAUCGAAGAAGGAUUUGAUGAUCCACAUCACAAUGAACGAGUUAUACAACACUCAUUCGCUGAUCCUCCAGCACAUUGAAACAUUGUCCCCGAAUGACAAGCAACACCUGCGUAUCCUCACGGACGAGCUUGGCCCUGCACCGGCGCAAGUACCGCGUAAGGAAAAUCGGACAAUCGAACUCAACUUAUACAGCCGAUGGGAGACACCAGUCCAUGACAUUCAGAGCGCGCUCAUGGACUCAGUAUCCUCCAGCGACAUGCUCUACAUGGAGACUAAAUCCAUCUUCGUGCAACUGAUCCGUUCUCUUCCCCAUGCCGCCGAAAAGCGACCGUACAACCUCGCCGCCAUCGCCGAGCGCGCAGCUACAACUAAGGAUGCUGUUCUCGUCCGGAAGGGCAUCAAGGUGAAGGAGAUGCUUCGGGAGCUGGAGGAGCAGAAGAUCGUCGAAGCUACGGAUGGAUACAAGCUUAUGCAGGAGGAAGUUGCUGCUGAGCUCGUCCAUCUUGGAAAUCUUCGCGAGAAGGUGUUGCUCGAGACCAAGUCGCUGGAGGCCGUGUACAAGACGAUCUGCGACCACAACAACUACCUGCGGUCACAAUUGGAACAGUACAAGGCGUAUCUGCAGAAUGUGCGUCUCACGGCGUCGAAGGAUAAGGGCAGCACGACGGGUGUGGGUGUUGUCACAGUGGGCGGCAAGGAGAAGAAGCCUUUGAAGGCAGUAGUUCUGGGCCCUUACCGAUUCACGCAUGCACAGCUCGAGAAGGAGGGUAUCAUCGUUGAGAGUAAUGUGCCUGAUAAUCGCCGUCCAAAUAUCUAUUUCAAUAUCACAUCUCCCACCCCCGGAACCUUCAUCAUCGCACUGCACUACAAAGGCAGAGAGAAAGCUAUUCUGGAGAUGGACUUGAAAAUUGAUGAUUUGCUGGAGAAGCAAAAAGACAACAAGCACUUGCUGGACUUGGAGUAUGUUCAAUUGAACGUGCCCAAAGUUUUGGGCCUCCUUAAGAAAGUCUUCGCUAAGCGAUGA